Messenger RNA from Colletotrichum karsti, 813 nucleotides. RefSeq lists its product as uncharacterized. NCBI's taxonomy places the organism in Eukaryota, Fungi, Ascomycota, Sordariomycetes, Glomerellales, Glomerellaceae. Gene Ontology annotation, cellular component: membrane. Bases 1 to 813 code for a protein of 270 amino acids. The record is from RefSeq and is a predicted model, not a curated record. The transcript has a single exon.
AUGGCAGACCCCAAGCCCAUAAACAGGCGCGACCUGACCAACCUGACCGAAUUCGACCUCGUCCAGCGCGGCGUCAAAGAGCCCAGCGUACCCGGGAUCCUCACCUUCAUCGGCCUCCGCGGCCUCGACCCCUUCCUACAAUACAAGCUCCUCGCCGGCGGCUGGGGCACCUCCAUCCUCGCCAGACUCGGCGUCAAGACCAUCGGCCCCGUGAGCGCACUCUCAACGAGCGGCAUCCCGCCUCACCUCAUCCUCCUCGGUUUAUCUUUCGCCAGCGCCGCCAAGCAGUCCUACUGGGUAACGAACCUCUGCGCCGAAAAGUUCGAGCCCGGCGCCGCCCUGCACGUGAGCACCUUCAACACGGUCUGCAACAGCCUCAGCUCGCUCCUCUUCCUCGCCGCCUCGACAUCCUCUCUGAGCUCUCCGGUCUACCACUUCCCCGGCACCGCGCUGCCGUACCAGGUCAUCCUGGGCGCCGCUCUUUCCAUCCUCGGCAUGGCCCUGGAGAGCGCUUCCGAGGUGCAGCGCAAGAGAUUCAAGGCGAAGCCCGAGAACGAGGACAAGGUUUGUCGCGAGGGCCCCUGGGACUGGGCGCGUCACAUCAACUACGGCGCGCAUGUGAUCUGGCACGCCGGCUACUGGCUGGCUGCGUCCGGCUGGGUUGCCGGGCUGAGUAUGGGGAUGUUCCAGGCUCUCGACUUCGUUGUGCGCGGUGUGCCGGUGUUGGAUGAUUACUGCGCGAAGCGGUAUGGCGAGCAGUGGUCGCAGUUCAAGAAGGAUGUGAAGUGGGCGAUGAUCCCGGGUAUUUACUGA